Messenger RNA from Euleptes europaea (tarantolino), 318 nucleotides. RefSeq names its product NDUFA4 mitochondrial complex associated (gene COXFA4). Bases 31 to 279 code for a protein of 82 amino acids. NCBI's taxonomy places the organism in Eukaryota, Metazoa, Chordata, Lepidosauria, Squamata, Sphaerodactylidae. The record is from RefSeq and is a predicted model, not a curated record. The transcript has 4 exons.
GGCUGUUCGGAUUUCGGUCGUUUCGCCGCCAUGUUCCGCCUCAUGAUAAGCCAGGCUAAGAAGCAUCCAAGCUUGAUUCCUCUCUUCUUGUUUAUUGGCGCUGGAGGAACUGGUGCAGCGUUGUACAUCAUGCGUCUGGCUCUUUUCAAUCCUGAUGUCUGUUGGGACAAGAAGAAUAACCCAGAGCCUUGGAACAAGCUGGGACCCAAUGACCAGUACAAGUUUGUUGCAGUUAACAUGGACUACAAAAAGCUGAAAAAAGAAGGCCCAGACUACUAAAGAAUAAACCCUACUCCCUUACAAGCUGCACAAAGUGAA